AUGCGGGGCAAGACGACGACAACGCUCGAGCGAGUUGCCUUGCCGCCCAAUACGGCGGGGCUUGUCAUUGGCGCCAAAGGCGUGCACAUGCAGCGGCUCCGCGCUGUCCACCGCCUCUCGAAAUGCCGCGUCACGACAAUCGACGGUGUUGACCACGUCCUUCUCGAGGGCGCGUUCAUCAAUGUAAACGCGGCCAAGGCGGAGGUCACUGCGCUCGUGAGCAAGUGCGUGGCUCGCCUCGCACGUGCGACCGGCUACAAGCCGCUCUUUAGCCUUUUCGUGCUCGGCUUGCCGUCGUCCGGUACUUCAAGGGACUCGGACACGGCCGAGGCCCCAACGUUUACGCGUGUCCCGAUCGCCGCGCCCACGCAGCGACUCGUCGACGUGUACGACGAGGUGCGGGCGCUACGGGCGUUUACGCUGUCGGCCACGGGCACGCUGCCGCCGCCGCCGCCGAUCCACGUGCGCUUGCACACUAAGCAGACGCUGGUCGGCUACGCUGAAGACGCGAUCGCAAUGUAUGUGACCUCGGCCCACGCCGCGCUUGUCGAGACAUGGUCGUCGUCCUCCGCGACGCCCUCGCUGCGGCUCUCGGUCGGCAAGACGUUCAUGCAGCAGCGUCAAUGGGAUGCGAGCGACAAGCUCUCGGUCAGCGCGGUGCAGACGCUUCAAACAAUGGUGCGACACCAGUUUUGCUCGAGCGUCCUCUCGAACGUUCACAUGGAGAGCGCGCAAGCUUGGUGCGACGAGAACGGGUACGCGCCGCCGACGACCUCGCGCUACGUUGUGGUCAACGUGGUGCACUUGGUGUCGGGCGACAAGAUGCAGUGGACACGCGAGACGGGCGAUGCGUCGACGCUUGGCCACACGCUCGACCGCCUCGGGUUCCUAUCGCUCGUGGCACUCGAUGCAAAGCAGGUGGGCUGUCGCCUCGACUUUCGCCAGCAACGGGCGCUAGCCACCGACGGUGGGAUGCGGGCGCUGAGCGAUGCGCUCGAAGCCGCGUAUGGCAUGCGCGAUGCGUCCGGGUACUUUACCCUGGCCGCGGAGAGUCUGUACACGAUUGACUGCGUGCAGUACCACAAGGAAGAGACGCGGUGCCAUGCGACGAGCGGCUUGCGCGUGUCGGCGACGCUGACGCGGCGCUGCGCCACGGUGCUCGCCAAUGACGACAACGGCGCGCCGCAUGUAUGGAGCCUGGCGAUUUCGGACCCGGCCUUGGACGACGGUGGCUUUGACGAGGCAGAUGUGUUUGUGCACCGCGUCAUGGCGGUCUUGCGCGCCGGGUUGCAGCUGGUGGACGCCAUCAACAUGACGUAG
Molecule: messenger RNA, 1320 nt
Organism: Saprolegnia diclina VS20
Lineage: Eukaryota; Oomycota; Saprolegniomycetes; Saprolegniales; Saprolegniaceae
Exons: 1
Coding region: 1-1320 (439 amino acids)
Molecular function (GO): RNA binding
Source: RefSeq, a predicted model, not a curated record